Xyrichtys novacula (pearly razorfish) is the source of this 35540-nucleotide messenger RNA. Lineage: Eukaryota; Metazoa; Chordata; Actinopteri; Labriformes; Labridae. The record is from the annotation of a GenBank genome assembly.
AGUGAGCAGUCGCCUAGAGCCGUUAGUGUACUUGGUUCACACACUGGAGAUUAAACAGCUGAUCGAGAGGGUAACGUUUGUCUGACUUCUCCGCAUUUUCACCGACCAAACGUUCGUAUUUUCGCUCUGUUAUGGGAGUAUAAUGGUGUGAUCAUGGCCAAGCGACCGGGGACCGACGACGGGAUGCUUACUUCGCCGACCAUUCCCCGGGAUUUCACCGUCGACAUGAACAGCAGCGGGGAUGUGAACAUGGACAGCAGUGAAGGAGCCGUUGACGUCUCCCUGGAAGAGAUCCUCACUCUGUACAGCCAGCCGAUCAACGAGGAGCAGGCGUGGGCCGUGUGUUACCAAUGUUGUAGGACUCUAGCGCAGUCACAGCGGAGGAAAAGCUCCAAAUCCGCCGCUGGUGCCUCUGCUGCCGUCUACCCGAAGAGGAUUGAGGGACCCGGGGAUGUGAGGCUUUGGAGAGACGGGACUGUUAAACUACACUUUGAAGAAAGCACAGGUAAACCAUUUGAGACCAGAAAGGUGUCUGGGUUACACUCAAUCGUGGGUUUUGUUUGUAUAAGUGCGCAGCUAUGCGAGUGGCAGCCAUGAAUGGUUUUCCUCCACAUCACUCUCAGGCCAAACCAAUGGAGCAUCCCUACAAAGAGGCCAUAUUGUUAUUACUGUCUGCUCACAGCCAUGUGGUGAAUUUGUUUACACACGGACAAUGCUUUUGAAUAAAACACCACGAAUUUCUGAUUAUGUGCUGGGAAAUACAGACCAAGCAAACUAUGAGCUAUGAUCAGUUGUAAACAAAGGGGCUUUGUUCUGAGACACACAUAUGCCCAUCAUCAGCAUGCUUUACAUUACCCUUGGAUAUAAACGGGUGUGUGCUGCAGAAUGGCUGCUUUAGGUUUUUGCACUUGAAAUUAUGCUCCUGCAGUAAACAAUGUACCAUGUGAUGCAUUCAAGCUGCAGAGUAUUUUGGGUCCAAUCCAAAGCAAAGCAUUAAUAUCAAGGAUAAUGUGCAUAACAGCUCGGAUGACUCAGCCCAAAUGGUUCGUGUAGUUGCAUGGAAGUGGAGGAACAGAUUAACAUGCAGGCACCUAGGGGGGAGAUGGAAACACGAGUAAUUUAGUUUGGUAAAAAUAGCAAGGUGCAGACUUUCAUCCACAUGGGCUGAGAGGAAUAACACCAUUGAGCUCUGGACCACGAGGUCCUAAACCCAAUAUAGUUUGUUGCUGUUUGUUGCCUUUAAUGCCUCCGUGAAAUUGAUGUAUUUUAGCAAAAAUGAUUCAUUUCUAUCUCUUGAGUUAGAUUUUUUUUGUAGGGUUUCACUCGCCUCUUCCGUAAUUUGAGUACUUUUAAGGUUGCAACUUUUGUUUGUACUAAGAAGCACUAUAAAGAGGUCAUCACUGGUUUUUCACUGAUUUCUGAUGUCUUCACCACAUGGAAGUAAUCACCAUUUUAACCUUGCUCCUGUGUUUUUGAUUUUAAGUGCUUAAAAGAACCUCUUAAAUUAGUUUUUUUGCAUUAAGACUUUGACUUUGUCAGGAACCUCUAUUUCAACAAAAUAAAAAAUUAAAUUGACUAAAUUAUAAAAUGUCUUAUUAAAAUGAUGGCACUUGUGAUGGAGUCGCUGUUGACCUGGUUAGAUCAAUAUCUAAUAAUCAAAACUGAAAUCAUAAGUGCACUGUCAGGCACCACACUGACAGUCAGAUCCUCUUCCGAUCAUGUGAGAUUUUGGAAAUUCUCAUUUUUCCAUGUUUUCCCCUGCACAAAAAACAACAUCAGGCAUGUCCAGACAUGUGAGAUCAAUUCAGUAUAAAUGUUUGUAUGAGGGGUAUACUGACAAAGAAAGGCCCAGAGGCCCACUAAAAAAAUUAUUAUAACUGAUAUUUUCAUGGAUAUUGAAGCCUAACAAGGUAACCUAGAGAUGAGAACCAAACUGGAUGAUAGAGAAUUGUUUUUAGUGUAAUUUGAAGUCGAUUUAACCGACCCGUAACAUGGUGCCUGCGUAGUAAAAGCUAACACAGGAGGAAGGUUAACCUAAUCUACUAGACAACAGGUUAUUUAUCUGACCCAUGAUCAGGAACAUGCUGUGUCUGUAGUAUAGCAAAUGAUUCUAGUCAAAAUUAUUUGUAACUGCUUUUUUUAGUAGGGUCCAGUGUAUGUUUUUUCCACCAAAAAACUCUGGUGGUCAUUAUAAAUAAAGCUCAAAGUUUAUAGGGUUGAGCUACUGGCAAAACAAACCAUUAGUCUGUAAUUGAAGGUUCAAGUGUUAACACUCAACACCAGAUAGCAAAAUGACUACACUAAAAAAACAUGAAAACAUGCAUGUCCCAGCUGAGGAGAUGCUUUUAAAAUGCAUUCCAUUAAUAUGUAAGAGAUGAAGCUGGGUGUGGGAGGAGAAGGUGUGGCUGUCAGCACAGCCUAAGGCAACAAGGUUAGGCCUGCUCUCCCUUGGGAACUUAUUAUCAAACAUGUUUUUCUAUAACCCUACGCCAGUUUUUGCCCCUGCAGUGCUGACUGAUCUCUCCCUCUUUAGUCCAGGUCCCCUUCAUCAUACUGAAUCAAGCAGCUGAGUUUGUUAUGUGUGGGGGUAUUGCAAUCCCAGAAUAAACACAUUUAGCCAGUGGCGCUGCUGCGAGCGUUGGCACUGUCAAAAAUGUAACGAACGUGAUGAUUGGAUGCAGAGACUUUAGGAGUCUGAGAAGAGAUGAGUGUGAGGAUUAUAGGGAGAGUCCUUUUCAGCUCCUCUGGCUACUGGCUGAGGUACUGUGGGGACAGCUUGGCCCUGUCCCGAUUCUUCUCAUUAGACCUGGCGAUGAGAGAGACAUGAGGCUCAUUAUUAAGCUCGGCGGCUCUGCGGCUACUUUAAGAGGUUCGACCCAAGUUUCCAAAAAGUUACUGCUUGUGCAACCCAGGCAUGGCCCGCACAUGAGUCAGUGGUAGGAUUGCAUGAUUUAGCCAGCACCCACAUCACUAACACUACGCUGGUGGCACUCUUCUCUUCGGAUUGCUUCUUUUAAGAUGCUGUCUACUCAUAAUCUGCUGCGGUGUUUUGCUAGCAAGAAAACCAUAGCAAACAACAAGGAAGUGUGGUUUUUGUGAUCCACGGAAUAGAGACUGAAUGGAGAAUCAGGCUAAUAAGCAGAAAGAUGUUAUUUUCGGCUGAAUUAAUGCAAGCUGCCUACUGCUUUUCCUGCUGCUGUCACAUCGACUCCUGUGCAGCAUGAAGAAUAUAUUUGCACACACUGAAUGUUGUUUGUAGAAGGAAUGCUGCACCAAGAUGAGACACUUGUUUACCCCGAGAUCUUCAAUGAUUCAUACCUACAGUGCAGCGCAGAGGAAUUUGGUGCAUGCAGUAUUUUAAGUGAGAAGGUUAAUUAUUUAAGCCUGACGUAUAUAUAUGUGUGUCAAUAUCAUGGACCUAUUAGAUUCAUUGGCACAUUAGGUGGAUGAUUUUCGAGGUUGAGAGAUGCAUAGAUGCAGAAACAGUGCUUCGGGUGAUUGAGAAGUUAUCACUGUUUGGAAAACUUUGAGCACUGACAGCGGGAGAGGGACACAGUGUCAGAGCGGAGUUGGUCCCCACUGCUUGACAAUGCAAAUAAUGAGAGAUGAUCUUUCAUUAACAGCUUAAUCUGUGCAUAAUCAACACAAAACAGCCUACUUUAAUGCUGUGAUUUGUAUUAGUCUAUCUCUAUAGAUGUCAUUGAUUGGGUUUGAGUAAGAUUGGGCCUCUUCUGUGUUCAUUUUCUGUUUAGGUCAGUAAGAGGCGCAGUGUAGAACUUGUGAUAGACAGAGGUUGACAUUUCUGUGAAUAGGUUUGUCUGGGUGACUCUGAACACUGCUCCAAAUAUGUCCGCUCUGUGACUUAACCUACCCAAGGAGAAAAACAAGCGCCCCGGCCAAGCCGUCUCUCCUCGGCUGAGAUAAACAGAGGACUCAGUGUUUCUCAGACAGGCAUUGGUGGAUGACUUUAUUUUCUUUACUCGUCUGGUAACUAACAAACAAGAAUGUCUCGUGAAUGUUUUCAUGACACACCACAUGCAGCAUAAUCAAAGUAUUCCCAUUAAUGGCAAAUGACUACAUGAUUUCCUCUACUGAUGGAUUGAAACUGAAAUAGCGAUCACAUCAGCAGUCAGAGAGAUGACACAUCUGGUCAGAGUGUCUAAUUUAUAGUCGCUGAUCUGAUGUAACUCUCUGGAUUAGAGUUCAAGUCUGCAUAUUUAUCAAUGUGAACUUUAAACCCUGACGUUAUACAGUCAGUGUUCACUAACGAUCAGAUCUUAAAGUUAAAGCUGAUUUUCGUGUAACAAAUAUGCUGCUGUUGAAUCAGAGAGUUUAAAACAUCCAGUCAGGGAAAGAGACGUACGCUGUGUACUUUUAGGCUCUUGAGUAAAAAUGUAGAAGUACAAGUGUGUUUGAAGAGAAGUCUUAAAAGAAGAGAUAAGAGUGUCAAAGUUUGAGAGAUUGCUCUGUCUGUUGUCUGAUAGGGGGAAAGGGAAAGUACAGGUUGUGGGUGCGACCUGACGCAGUGAUUAGUGAAAAAGUCAUGAUAAAUAUUCAAUGUUUACAUGCUGUAAAAAUUAACAGGGAGCAAUGAGUGGAUGUUUUUCUCUCUUGGGUGUUAAAACUGUCAUAUCCAGUGGCAGGUCCUGACAUCUCCAUUUGCCUCAAGCAGCAGGAAGCGACUGCCAAGAAAACAUAAUAAUUUAUUUACUCGCUGGUUUUACGGUCUUCUUCGAGGUAUCAAGCAAUUGUACUUCUCAUCUCUCCUACAUUCUCAAGUUGAAUAUUUAAUGUCCUGUAGCGCUGUGCGAGGUGUGAUGUCUCUGUUCACGUUAAAUAUGUCUUCCCUAAGUGAACAGUACACACAUAAAUAUUAAACAGGGUGUGAGGCUCUAACGAUUGUCUGUUUUAAAUAACCACAAGCACAAUUGAAAGCUAACUACAGUAUUUAUGACUGUGAAUAACCCUUUCUCUUUGUGUGUUUUGUCGUUACAGAUAAAUACGGAUCGGCUCCCACGUCAUUAGAGGUGAGUGUCAUGCUGACUUUUCAUACGCCAUUACAAAAAAGUAACCUUAUUAUUGUGGUCUCCAGAAUGAAGCACCUGCAUUUAUAAGAAUACCUCAACUCAACCGAAUCCAACAGCAUGCAUGACAUCCCUCCACGUUUUCAUCGCAUAGGUUGAGCCCUGACCCGUGAUGCUCUAAACAUGACUAAGUGGGAGUGAGCUCUGCAUAAGCAGUGCCCUUUAUUCUCCGGUUGUUGUGCACGCUGCACUCCAAUACUGAAGGGAGGGCACUUAAAAGAGAGCACAUCUGUGUUCUCCUUCUCCUUUGAUUCGUAAAUGCAUUACUUCCUUAACUAUUCUACAUCCCAAGGUUAUCAACCAACCACGUGAUGGGAACAUGUGGUCAGUGCAUGUUUGGUCAAGCAUGGUUCAUUGGAUAAUACUGGGAGGAGACGUCUCUUUAAAGCUGCGUUAUGUGUGCACAUAUACGUACAGUAAUUACACAGAGAGUCCUCUGUCAACUCUGAGCAGUCUGAUGGGCUUUCAUGUUUGCCUUGUUGCUCAUGUGAUCACAGGCAUGCAGAGUUUGUGUGUGUUUUCUAUGGCUCAGUGGGAAAUAGAAUUCCUUCGCCUCAGCUGACAGAUCAUGGAUCAAAUCUUCUGAUGAAAUCUCAUGAUUCAGGCGUGAGCCCACACCUCUUUACUACAACAAACAAGGUGUGGAGGCCCAGUUGGAUUGGAAAUACAUAAUGUCUUACACAACAGUUAUUUUGAAAAGCUUAGGGUGACAAUCCCCUAAAUCCAGUGCGUCACUAAAGCUUGGGGACAAAUAUGUUAAGAAUCGUGUGUAUUUCUUUCUUUGAGUGUCAUUGAUUAGGAGCUUAAGCCCAAAUCUGGUGGACUUGAUUGCUUGUUUUUUCAAUCAGUGGUAUUGGCCAAUGCUUUAAAACACAAAUCAACUUCAAUCCACUUUUUAAAAAACAAAACAAAACAAAACACGCACUUGAAUUUAACACAGUCAUGAAUGCAAAAUUGAAAAGAAGCAAUGAGGACUGGGGAAAUAUCCCUCCCAGUCCACUUACUCACAGCUGUGUAUAAAGUAUAAACUAGCAUAUACCCAUACCUGUACCUGUUAGCCUCAGCUGUACUCUUUGUGUAAUACCUGCCGUGCUUUGUGUUGAGUGCUAAUUGACAAAUAUUUGCAUGCUAAAUGCCAACAAAGGUUGAAGUCAUAAUAACCAUUAUAUUCGCUAAAUCAGUGGUUCUCAACUGGUGGUUCCCGACCCACAAGUGGGUCGCUGACACGUUCUGGAUGGGUCACGAACAGCUGAUCAAAAAAGUAAAUAUUUAAUGCGAUAUUUAUUAGAUUUUUGAUAUUUUCUGUUUAUGAAACUUCAGUAGUAGUAGUAGUAGUAAAUAAAUUUGCUUUGUUUGAAUUCUAUAAAAGUGGGUUGCGACUUAUGGACCAUGGGAAAAUGUGGGUCCCAGAGUAAGACCAGUUGAGAACCACUGCUCUAAAUGCUAGCGUAAUAGCAAUUAUCAAAGCAAUAGUAUUCAACUCUAAGGCUACGUUGACACUGCAGGUUAUGAUGCAAAAUUCGGAUCAGAUAUUUGUCACACAUGGUUAAAAAAAUCGGAAAUGACCUGCAGUGUGAACAUAGCCUUAGUGAAACUGUUGCCAAUUACAACCAGACAAGUUGAGGAGAUAGCCAGCAAAUCUGCAGGUAAUAAUGUCCAACCAUGUAGGGGCAGGAAACAUAAUCUCGUGCUCUAAAUCUGCCUAAAAUUGAGUGAAAUAGACUUUUAUGCUUUCAUGUGCCCUCAGAUUUUAGCUGUUGAUGUGUGUCCCUCAUGUCAUUUGUGUACUUGUUGUGUCUCAGUCCCUUGUGUAAGACAGUCGGACAGUCAGAUUAGCCAGCGCAUCUCCCUCUGCGUCUUUCGGCGGCGAUCACAAGCUUGACCCACUUCCUCUAAUUGACACCAGACAAUCAGUGUCAGGAUAAUCUUCUUCAAUAUCAAACUCAUGGGGAUUUAUUUUCAUUAACGCUGGUCAUGAGUGUCUUUUGUUCUUGUGGUGCUUCAUUAGCUGUGUCAUGACACUGAAUGUUUUGGAAUUUGAGCCGGACAUGCACCUUUUGUUGUGACCCUCGCAACAAGCUUAACCUAGUUUAUCCUGAGUUAAAGAUUAGGGUUAGAGUACAUGUAGUAUCCUAUUAAAGGUUCUUCAGUUUGCCAGGCUUGUCUAGGUCCUUUUUUUAUCAGUUUUAUAGUACAAGGUGAAGCCUUUAACUUUGAAAUGGAUCCGAUUUCUGUAAUAAACAAAUGGCUGCAAUCAUACCUAUUAAAUUUCACAUACCUUACUUUCUUUGAUUCAAGAUUAAGAUCUGAUCUUUAUUAAACUCACUUAUCCUUCUCCCAGAUGGUUUAAGGUUAGAUUUAAUUGUUCGGCUUUGGCUCAGAACACUUGCGCAUAUUUUUACAUCUUAACGGUGUACAGUAGUGGCUUCCAGGCUGCAGCUGGUUGAACAGGGGCUGCAUGUGUCUGCAUGUGAGAGGCGUGCCCCCUCCUUCCCCCCACCCCCCCACCCUUUUACCAGUCUGCAGGCUAUGAGCUCUGUCUCUACAAAGACUGUCUCUUAUGCUGUUACCGGUUGCACCCGAGCAUCAGGGUGCACAUUCUGAAAAGCAGAGGCUUAUUUUUUCAUGAUGAUUUCUGAUAUCUGCUUUAGACCUGAUACUUCAGUUUGAUCCCUGUAUUUAUGUACCCCUGACCUCAUUGUCACAUCCUGCUUUUAUCCUGAUCGAUCAAUUGAUUUUUGUGACACAAGCACCUUUACAUAAAAGCUCAUAUUACAACCUGGAAACUACAUUACUGCUUAUUUGGGGAUAUUUACAGCUAAUCCAAAACCACAGGAACAGAGUUUAUUGAGCGGUUUGAGCUAUUUGAGUCAGUGAGGUCUAUUUAUAUCUCUGUCCUUUUUUUCUGUUUCAGUCAAGCCUUGAGAGAUACAUUGAGUCACCACCUCAGUAUGGCAGGUUUAUAAAGUAAUCAGCUGUUUUCACAGAUAUUUUCCAGUAAGCUGUGUGGGUUUGUGUAAAGAAACGGUGUUCAGAGCAUUAAAGUGAUCUUUUUUCCCUUCUCGGAGGAUGUUUGGAGCAUACAUGCAUGAACUUCUUUCUGCAUAACUUUUAAAACUCUGACACCCAAUCAUGUCACUUUAAAGUUUUGGGUUAAAUCUGAAAAUGUAAGUCAUUUCUAGAGUUUUUCACGUCUUAGCUUCUUGGCCUCUGUCAGCUUGACAUGAUGACACAGGAUGUCAGUGAUCAGUGAUCGGCGUAUAAUCCGGAGGGACAUUCCUGCGUCCUCAGCGGUUUCCAGCUGACCUCACGGAUGAAUGCAGACUCGACAUUAUCUGACCAGAGGAGACGUAUGUGCAUCAUCAGGCUCUGUCCCACUGUGAACUAUGCAAGUGAUGCAGUAGACUGGAGGAAGCUCAGCAUCCGCUCCUCUUGGUUUUGAGCUCAGUUGGUUAUGCAACUGUCUGUGUUGUGAUGGCUCUGCGCUCUCUCUGCUUAGGGCUGCUUGGCUGUCUGCUUUCUGGGCCGCAGCAGCAGCAACAGUGUAAUCAUGUUAAGCCAAAAAUUCUGUCAGUGUAGUUGAUGUAGUCUGCAAGAAUACAUCUGCUCCCCGAUAAACAGCUCUCAGUCUCAUUCAAACAUGUCGUUUAUUGGAAAAGCAAGGCUGGAAAAGCUGCUCGUCAGUUUUAUAAAGAACACGGUGAUCCUUUUAGUUAGCUUAAAUCGAACACCAGACAAUCAGAAUAUCAGAGUUCAUUGAUUAUGUAUUGGCUAUCUAAUGGAUACCAAAUUGACACGUGAUAUGAUGUGACAUUUGAUGUUGGAAAAUCCAGCAGUGUUUAAAUUCCCCUAUAAAAACUGUUCUCUGUGUGGAGUACUCAACAGCACAAAGACAAGUCAGACUUUUUCCCAUCUCGUGUGUUUCUGUGGCUGUUAUUGGUGCCCUUUAACACAAACAGCUCAUUCUUUGCCCGUCUACGUAAUGUUUGACUCACUCAUGCUCCUCACUUUCUCCUUCUUGGACCAGUAUAAUUCUACUUUUUGCUGUUUGUAACCAUUCAACCUGUAGUUUCUCAUAUUACUUUAUCAAAGUUUAUAACAUUUAAUCAUUUUGUUUUUAAUUUCCAAACAUUCAAUAAAGUAAAAUUUAAGUAAUUCCAGAAAUUAAAUGAAGUGAAAUAUCCAAGAAAAAGUCUGUGCUGCUUUACUUCCUCUAAUCAGGAUUAGAUUAGGAUUAAUGAAGCGUCCCUCCUUUAUUUCAUUUAUGUACUGUGUUAAAAGUCAGGAUUUGUUCAGUGUGCAGUCAAAUCAUUUUCAUCAGUCAAGUAAAAAAUGACUUGAAUUGUGUGAGUCAUGUUUUUGAGACGGAUAAUAUUGGAGCUAUGUUGUAGAGGAAAAUGAUGAAGUCAUAAAUUUCACAAGAAUUGAGAAACAAAUGCCCAGUAAUUAAGUCAAAGUUAAAAGUAAAAGUUGUUAAUAAGUAUGAAGCUGUGUAUUUACAAGAGUACAGUAACAAAUACAUGUUGACGUUGACGAAAUAUUUCAUCGUCAUCGUCAAUGAAAACAACACUGCAGAAUAUAUGUUUAGCGUUUGACUGACGAAAUGCUCAUGAAUUUUGCAACUCUGUUUGUCGUCCACCACUAACGUUUUCAUCUAGUCUCGUCUCGUCAAUGUAAACGCACAUUCGUCUCGUCACAUUUUAGUCAUCUAAGACUUAUGUUUAGCUCGUCAACGUCACGUCUUCGCUGUGGGAAAAAAAGGGGCGUUGACAAAAAAAAACACUGUCAGAGGAGCAUUUGGCACUUAAGUGAGGAGCCUGGAGAACUUCUGGACCUCAUACUUCAGUAAAGAUUUUGUAAAUAACUGAAUGCACAACUUUUUCACUCAUUGUUAUACUCCAAUCUUAUUCUGAAUAUAGAUUAACUAUAGCCUGUAACUUUUUACUUUAUAUGAGAUCACUGAUCAUGUAAUGAUGUCUUUCUUCUCAUGAGAUUAGGACUGUCCUCACUACUUUAUUCUUGGUGGUUUAUGAUUUGGCCUCAUUAGAUGAUAAUCUGAUUAUUUUCAUCCUUGUAUCACCCUGGUAACAUGAAAUGCCUCUUCUUAUGCAAGAACUUUUUACAAUAAUUAACUCUAUUAUCUACGUAUUGUUAAUUGCUAUUACGUGAUUUAUUUGUGAGAAUUUUAAAGUUUAACUUUGCUGCGAAACAACCUCUGGCUAUGACGUACAACAUUUAAUAUGAAGCGCAGCGUUCCCUGGAAAGACAAAGGUUACUCACAAACAAAAACAUUCACCUCUUUGGUAUUCGUCAUCGGUUCUCAGGAUGAUGCCUCUGACUGUGGUUCUUCUUCAGUAUGAAAAAGCUCAUUGUUUUUAACAGAAGCCUGAAGUACUUUUCUACCUCGGGCACUGAUUUCAUACUGAAGUUUAGUGUUUGUCACUUGUUUUUGAGUAUGAGAGCAUCUGCGUCUUUAAGGAGGACAGCGUGAACUCAAUGUAUUUCUUCUAGAACGUUAUCUAACGCUAGUUAUUGUGAUAUUCAUGUGUCAAACUGGUAGUAGGUUGGAAGCCUGUGUCAGUGAUGUUAAAGCGAUGUUCGUGAGUCAUCUUGCUGCAUUUCCUCAGAACUAAGCUUAUAAAAAUGUUCCUCUGUGUUACCUGUAGUUUGUCGCAGCACUAGGAACAUAUGCUUGUUUUAUCCUUGGCGGUGUUCCACCUCACCCAGGGUGGGGCCUGAUUUCAAUCAGUGGUUUCCUAGCAAGUAUUUCUGCCUGUGCCUAAAACUCAGUGAGGGGUUUUCAGUCUUUCUUUCCCAUCACUUCAUCAGCAUACUUGUUCUCUCUCUUUCUUCCUUUUACCCUCCUACCACAUGAUCUUCCUCAUUCCUCUGAGUCACAAGUCUUCAGAGGAAAUUUGAAUAUGUUAUCAGUAAACCAAGCCUCAUUUUUCUCAUCUUUGUUUCACCAUCUUACUCAAACUCGUCGCUAAACUUCUUGGCGUUUUCCGAUAGAAAGGGCCGAAUGAAGUCGCUCCAUUGAAGUUAAAGAGCUCACUUCUUUAAUUGAAUUGUUGGCAAGUGAGGCAAAGCUGCUAUUAUUUACGCUCCGGUGCACCCAAACCUUGGAUAACUUAGUCAGAUUAUUUCACAGAGGGCUUUAAUCAGUGAUGCAUUGAACAGUAAGCUGUUCCGUGCUCGAAACUGUCUAACACUUGGCUGGUAAUUAUUACACACUGUUAUGUGUAAGCAGGAGAGGAAGUUUAAAACAAUAACUGUCGGCCAAAUGUCGAAAUUUCCUACUUUUCAGGUGGAAAUGUCACUUAAUCCAAGACAUGAUAUCGAUUUCCAUGCUUGGUUUAUAGUUGUAAGUUUGCUAAUGUGGUCCAGUGUAAAGCUCUGCCUCAUGAAAGAAACCCCUUGUGCUGUUCAUCUCUUUGCAGUUCAGAGUAUCUCUCCCCACUACAGCGCAUGUUGUCCUGCAGAUGGAUUAUAAGGUUACAUAACAAGACACUAAGGAAUAGAGUAUUUGUUUUAGCUCUGGUACAGGAUUAUCAGCCGCACUCAGAGAUGGUGGAUGGAUCAUAAAAGGACAACGCCACGAACUUGAUAAUUUUCCAGGGGUAAAAAAAAAAAGGGUUGUAUUUAGAAUAAAGUUUAAUUGGAAUAAAUUUCAGUUUCCAAAGUAAACAGUAAAAAAAAUCCUUCAAGAAUCUCUUUGUUUAUCCAAACAUGAGGGCAGCAUUUCUACUUUACAGCUAUGGUAUGAUGUGUGUCUAAUGAUUUUCCUCGUCACCUGAAGCCAAACACACUCUGUAAACACCCAUCCUUUCUGUCUGCUACACUCCCAGACACCUCUGCCAGGUGCUGCUCCCUGACACCUCACCCAAAUUUGGCAGCCAUGCCCAGCAACACCAGUUUUAUUCACAUCUACCUGUUAUUUGAUCAGGACACCUCCCUUUCUAAACAAUGUGGCUCCUUUCUUUUCUGCUUAAGAACAUACAGUGCCGUUAGCUGAUUAGCUAAUAAUUUAACAAGGACAUGUCAUAAUAGCUUGAGGUGUUUGUUGUUGUCGUUACCACAGAUAUCCCGCGCUUUAAUGUUUUUCGAAUGGCGUCCAAUUUUUCUAGAAGGAUCUGCUUGUAAUAGUAUCAGGGACCAUUUUAGCGGAUUAGCUUCGACAAUGAUGUGAAGUUAAUUUUUGUUUAUACCCCACUGUUCACUUUUAAGCUCUAUUGUGCGGUGAAAAACGCUGAAAUCUGUUGCAAAUUGCAGACUUAGAGAAAAUAAACCCACCAUUACGAGUUAUCUAAUCGCAUUGUGGCGUACAGGAAUAGCCAGUGGUCACCAUGAGGAUUUUCACGUCAAAUCCUGUUUAAAGCAUGCAGAAAUAGCACUCUCUUAUAAUAGAUAUUUUAGAAAGCAAGUUACAAGCCACCAGAAGGAGACUACAGUGGAGAAUUGAAAUAAUCUAGAUAUGAUUUAGAUAAACUUAGUAAAGAUAGUAAAAAGUCAAACAUGUUUCAUAGGGGUGGGAGAAAAAAAAGACUCACAUAAGUAUCAGGAUUUUUUGUUUAACAAUUUUUAAAUCGAUUUUUAUGUUCAAAAACCUUUAUUUUUUUUAAAUAUAAGAAUAAAUCUUAAAAACUGACUUAUAUACGAUGUGUAUUUUUGGGGGGAAUAUGGUUCCUUGAAUAGUCAGUAGACAAUCAUAAUCAUUCAGCUGUUUCACUCGUGUUAUAAAAUGUAGGCUAAAGAUAGAGAAAAUCGUCAAUAUCGUAGAUUCGCAAUUUAAAUUGACUCAGCAUCCAAAAAAUUAUAGAAGAAUCAAACCGGGAGAAAGGCAUAUCAUCCCAGCCCUAAUAUUUCACAUUUAAACAAAAACAGCAGCACACAGUACAUCAAAAUAAAAAUGUUCAUCUUGAGAGGACUGUCCCUUGUUAUAGGCCUUGUUUCACAUCCAGGAGAAUCUGACUGGCUGAUCUCAGUGCUCUAGCUGGAGUGUUAACACGUUGAAGUUCAGUAAAAUGAGGUGGCGCCAGUCCACAAAGAAUCUAAGACAUGUAUAUUGAUAUAUUAAUGAGGCCAUUGGAGAGAGAGUAGCACAGGUGUGAACCUCAUGAAACUGUGGUUGGAGAGGAAUCUUGCCACCCUCUGUCAGUGUGAAUGCCAGAUAUCAUUCUCUAAUUGGGACGAUGAGUGAUGCACUUGAAUGUUUUCUCUUGAGAGACACUAAUUAAACCUGUCCUGGUUAAAAUCAGCAGAGCCUACUUCAGCCAUCCAACAAAGCUAAGAAAUAUAACAGGAGCCAUCCAAAAGUGAAGCAGCUUUCAAGGCAAAACUUUGAAUACAUUGCUCUUGAUAGCAAUCCUUUUAGAGUGAUGGUAGAUGAGGACUUCCACAAGCUACUUGGAUUGGUUUUGGGCAAAAUGAGUUCAGAAAUUUUGGAAAUGAACUAAAAAUCCAUGAUCAUGUAUCCUUAGUGUUGAUAGCUGAAAUUUCUUUUCACCCCUGAAGCUCUGAUUGCAAUCUUUCAUCCUUUCUGAUGCAUAUUUUCCUGUUUUCAUAAAGACAUGCACCAGCUUUUAUCAGGUUUACUGUCCUGUGUAGAAAUUUGUUCAUUCUUCCAUACGUUUAUUCUACUGAUAGAUGUGGUUAGAUUGAGCUGUCAGCAGACAAUACGACACAGCAGAGCCUGCAGAGAAAGAACAGCUCAGUUCUGUUUGUUUGUUUGUUUUUGGCAGCUUUUGAUGGCCUGUAACAAGCUGCUAAGGAAAAGAGACUGGUCACACUGCCUGUAAAUAAAAGAAAGCAGUGUCUGAAUGAAACCAUCCCCAAGUUGUGGUAAUAGUUACGCUGUUUAGAAGAACACUGUGGCCUAAUUUCACUUUAGGUUUGUGGACAGGAGCUGUGGCGCUGUUGCUUCAGGUGAUUUGUGUUUAAAGUCGUCUAUCCAGCCAAGCCAGAAGGGCUCGGAGACUGGGUUUGUUUCACGAGGAUGUGACGUUUAUUUUACAUCAUCGGGGUCAGGACAAUAAUGGAGUCAUUAGCCUGCCAGCUGAUGACAGCAUGAUAUUGGCACAAAGAAGGGCUAGUUUAGAAGUUAUGAAGUGACAGAAAAAUGUCUAAUUAUUCGACUUAAAGUGUAACUAUCCUUCAGAUAGAAACAGAUUGAUAAGCUUACUUUCACAGUAAGUUGUUCAUGUUGUGUGAACCACCAGUAAAAACAAAAAUUGGUCAAAUUCUAACCUUUGGAGGAAGAAAAGAAAGUCUUUAAGCACUCAAAGGAAGCUUAUAUAUUCUUUAAUUUCCCCUUAUUUCCUCUUGUUUGUGAAACCUCUCACAUCCCUUUUUUUUCUUUUUGUGUCGCAGGUUAUCGACUCUCUGGGCGUCAUGAUCUACAAAGCUCUGGACUAUGGCCUCAAAGAAAACGAGGAGCGUGAACUCAGCCCGCCGCUGGAGCGCCUGAUCGACAUGAUGACCAACAUCCAGGAAACCGAGAGCGACUCGUGUCCCGACGAGGGCUACGAAGCCACAGAGGAGGAGGAGGAUGAGCGCGAGGAGGAAGAUGAGCUCGUCUGCGCUACCAGCACUUGUCCGGUCACAAGCGUUCGCAGCUAUCGAGACCUCAUCAUGGUAGGUUCUUGAAAGAGGAGAAUAUUCUCGCACAGUUGUGGCGGAAAAUAAAAAAAAUUCUUUAGCUUUGAUAUAACCCUGGAGAAAAUGAGAAUAAUGUGUAAGCUGUCCUUCGAAGUAUUAAAGGGAUAUUCCGGCGUAAAAUUAAGUUAGGGUCAAACACACUGUGACACCGAGUUAGUAACGACCGCACGAUAGCAAUACACAGAGCCACGCCCUCAACCAAAAAGCCACUCUUUAGCCACAAAUAAUGCUCAGAACAGCACCUAACUUCAUCAACAGUACUCCAUAGCACUAGCCACCAAACAUCUUUUUAGCUUUACCUGAUUUCUUUAGCAAAGAGACUAAACACAACUCACCUACUCUCUUCCAGCAGCCGCUUGUUUGUAGCGAGAUGAUGCUGAUAAUAAGACAGUUGUUUUAAAAGUAUUUUAGCCAUUUGAUUCGAUAUUUUACAUUCAUCAUGAUGAAAAUGACAUUUUGCAACUGACAAUGUUGAGCACACUUGUUUUUGCCACUUUCACACAUUUUGCCAUCAUUCUGAUCAUCAACACUCUUUCAUUGCUUAAGCUUAAAAUGUUGCGCUUCUGGAGGCCAUCCCCCCUGCAAACUCCCUAAGUAUUUUCUGCCUAUGAGGCUUGUAAUUAUAGCUGUGUAAACAUGCUGGUGUCUGGAGAAUAGGCUUAGAAACUUUCACAGCCUGCUCCGUACAUAUAAUCACCCCAAAGUGUUACACAAUUUGAGCUUUGUUAAAUGUUGUGUGAGUCGAACCCGGCUCCUAAUUCCUCCAACAAUCACUUCCUUUGGUGUAAACUGCUGUCGUGACGCGGCCUGAUUAGAUAACUGCUGACCUCCUUCUUGACUCGUACUCUAGUGGUCUCUUGUGCAGACAUAGGUGGGGUGGCUCAGGGUUCAGUGACAACACUAUGCUGACAAAAGGUGACAGAACAUGCCGACGAAGCUCCCAAACAAGGCAAGAUGAGUUCGACAGGGAGCGGGUUUUCUCAUGCUUUAGCGAAAUGGAGCGAACCGAGGAGUGGCUCCAUUGUUGUUAGCUCACUUUGAUGUUAAUUAAUGUUCAUUAAGUUGUCAGAAGAUUUCACACAAGGGAGGCAAUCAAUUAAACAGCAAGUCUCCAUCCCAAUAAACUCUUAUUUAUUCUUGUCUGUGUAAAAGUAGACGAAGUGUGAAGCUUGCAGAUCACUGUUAUUAGUCAAAACAGUGGAAAACACUGAUUUAGCUGGAUUUGAAGGACAUUCGUAAACACUCGCCAUGCUCUGGUGUCAUUUCACCUGACAUUCCUCUUCUGAGAAUGAGGAAGAAGGCACGCUCUGCUGAGUCAAACAUGCCUGUGGUGAGCCAAGCCCAACAUAAAGACAGCAAAAAUGCCAUUGGUCUGGUUUUGUCCUUUGUGUCCCUGGAGAUAAUUUGACUGUGAUUGUAUUGAAGAGCGCCUGCUGGAGUAGUGGAUGAGCUGCUAAAUACCUCAUAGGUCAGAGCUUUAAAUGGUGCUUCAGUGAUGCUAGUCGGGCAAUGUUGCUCAUCAGGUUCAUGUUGUUAAAAGUUUUGGUUUUGAAGUUUUAUUUUUAGACACACCCUCAUUCCGUGGAUGAUUGUCAAUCAGAUACACAUGAAAAAGUGUGUUGAAUAUUAGAGGGGUGACUCACAGAAUGAUUCGAUACACACAAAAAUGAUAAUACCAUGAUACAGCAAUUCUGUGGUAAAUAACAAACACCAAGAUAACAUAUGUAAUGAUACAUCUGAUUCACUGGAGAAUAUCAGAUAUGAGGUGAAGAGCAGGAUUAAUGUCUGGAGUGCCAACGCCACUGUGAGGAGUCAUGAUUAGAGAUGCACCGAUCCGUUUUUUCCCAAUCCAAUCCGAUACGAUAUCUGGGCUGAAUGUAUCGGCCGAUAUCCGAUACCAUUCAAUACUACUGUUGAAUGAACAAACUGUACACCUUGCUCUUUGAGUGAAGGCAUCAGGCUUGACAUUAGCCUUGUCAAAAAAAAGUUAACAAAUUAACACAUAUAUCUAUAGAUAGACAUGUGUUAAAAGAAAAAUUUAUCAAAACGAAAUGAAGACUGGAUCGGAACACUGGGUCGGCAUCAUUCAUUCGAUAUCCGAUCCAAAUAUCAGAUCGGUGCAUCCCUCGUCAUGAUAGGGAAACUGUUUUAAGCACAAUUUAAUAAAAAUAAAUAAAUACUCAGCACAAGCCUUUCCAUAAUGUGUUGUACCCAUCAGAGGGCUGUAUCAUAUUGAUAGUUUUUCCCACCUUUACUUGACAUUUAUGCUUCUCAGAGAUUGAACGCUGCAGGCUAUUGUGAUCACCUAAAAGUUUUCUCUCUGCAGAUCUUUUACUGUUUGUCUCAAAAAGUGUUGGUGAAUUGCAAUUUUAUGUUUUAUGGAUGGUCAUAUUCUCCUGGGGCUGAACCAUCUUGACUUUUGUCUCCAUAUUUUCAUUCUAUCUAGCCUAAAAAUCCCACUAAUAUUUAAAUUUGACCAAAUAAAUCCAAAACUUGUAUUAUUUAUGUUUGCCUCAGCUGUAUUUGAUGUGCAGUUGUUAUAAGAGCAUGUUAGCAUGCAUGCACAUUAGCUAAAGCGAGAAAUGAAAAAUGGUGUUCUUAAGAGACCAGCUUCUGUGGGAGGAUUUGAUUCGCUGCUGCGUCUGAGCUGUGGAGAGUCUAACCUGAAGUCAGUGAUUUUAACAGAUAAAAAAAGUCACCAGAUUGUGCAAAUUUCCAGCAUGUUUACAUUUUUUAAAAAGCAGUGCAGUAAAUUCUUGCGGAAGUGUGGGUGUAUGAUUUUACAUUUCUGGAUGAGUCAUUAUUCUAUAUUUGUAAAAUAUAAACUGUGGGGGGUGGGGGGUUUGCCUCCUUCAUUGAGCGUCUGUAGCUGGAUGCGUCAUCAUUUCUUUAUAUACAUAUUUCAAAGAUUCCUCUUCAAAGUCUUAUCUUUGUAUUCUCCAUUUGUUUUAUGAAAUUUUUUUUAUUUGCAUUUCAUCUUUAAGUACCACAGUAUACAGUUCUUAUACUUUAUGUUCCUUCCUCUCCUGUACAGCUAUGUUCGUCACACCUGCCCAGCCCAUCAGACGCCCCCAACCAUUACCAGGCCGUGUGUCGUGCUCUCUAUGCAGAGGCAAGGGAGCUGCGCACCUUCCUGGAGAAGAUCAAGAGUGCCAAAGAGGUAAGAAACUCCAGAGUGUGACAUCUGUGAGCUUGUGCUAAAUCUGGUGAGGGUAAGUCACGCUCAGUCUGAAACAAAAAACAACACCAUCUGCUUGUGUACCUUCCAAAAAGUCAGAAGUUCGCUCGUCAUUUUUAUCCCAGACAUUUGACUCAUUAGCACACCUUUCAUGUCACAACAUGUGGGAAACUGGAGGUGAUAAUCAUGGUGCGGAUGUAAGAAAGCACCAAUAUCUCCUUCUCUUCAGUUUAGCUCUCUGGUGUUUUCCAUUCCCAGCGUUAGAGUGCCCGUUGUCUCAACAGAUCUUGAUUCAGCCCAGUCAGUCCUCAAAGUGGUGCCCAGAAACAACACGAGAGCAAUAGCUGAUAGGCUGGGAGGGUUGAGAGUGAGACUGUGCGUAUCCCUAUCUGACCUCCCUGUCAGGGCAAUUGAGAACUCAACAUUGUUUUCGCUACUCGCAUGACUUAACUCUGCACAUGGACUUGAUCCGGCAUCCUGUUUUCAUCCCUGUAUAUUAGCUUAUUGGCAGAUUUAUUGCUCGGAGUGGACUGUUGGUGCUGGAGUAAUUGAGUAUGAUAAAUAAGAGGUUCCCUUAAGAGCGUGUGCAUUAGAGAGCAUGUUUAAGACCAUUAACUGUCUGUUAACUGAGAUGUUUUGUGGUUUGGAUCAAAAAAAUCAUUAAAUAUUGAGACCAAAGAAAAGACAGAGGAUGGAAGAAGUUAGGGCAAACCCUUUUAUUACAAAUCUCAGGAUGUGUCUUUCAUAAUAAGUGAAUAUUUUGAGUUAUAAAGGAGAGUGCAUACAAGAAGCAUCUACUUCAUCAGAAUCAGAAUCAAAAUGCCCUUUAUCGUCAUUAUACUGGAGGUACAACCAGAUAGGAGAGCUUCUCCAUUUUCAGUGCAAACAAAAACAGGUACAGACUAUAUACAAGAUAAAAUCCUCUAGUGCAGGGUAAAUAGUGCAAUGAAAACUGUAUACAAGAAUAGGAAAGAGAGAUAAAUAUUAAGAAUAAUGUAUGUUUAUAUAUAAUAUUGAGGUAGGAUUCAAAAUAGCAGCAGUGGCAGUAGUAAGUAUAUUACACCUGUUACUCAUACUGAAGGCUGGGGAUGUUUUCUACGGGAGUUCAAGGUGGUGAUGGCUCUCGUGAAUAAACUUCAUAGAUUUAAAUAUGAUUUUUAAAAUUAUUUUGCCAAACCACUCUUUUAGAUUCUACGAUACAAACUGGGUCUAAACCAACACUUCAAUAUGUCGCCUUCCAAAAAUGGGACUCAGCAGUCCCAAAAUGGGCCCACUCAUAUAAAAAAACAGAGAGAAAAUUGAGUGGUGAAAUGAUGAGCUCAAUGACUGAAUGUAAAAAUCUUCCGCUGUUUUACUUUCCAUUAAAGCUCCAGGAAAUACUCCUACCUCAUGGUUAAUACCCAGAGGAUGAGCUAAAAUAGACACAAAUAGAAACCUAACCAGUCUAACCUUACUGUUGUUGUCCUCAGUGUGUUUUGUUGAGUGUUUGUCAAGCUCUUCAGUGUUUUCUUUUUCUUUUUCUUUCAUUUUAUUGUUUUUGGCCAGAGUGGAAACAGGCUGAAAAAGCAUCUUACUAUGAACAGGCUGAGAUGAACUGCACUGGCCUUCUUUCUGCAGAUUCAUGUGAAAUUACACGGUCCUGAUAUCAGAUUGGAUCUGAGCUCUCUUCCUACCCUCUGAUCUUUAAAGCAGCAGAGAAAUAGCAGACACGAGUGCUGUGAUUACCAAUCCAAUCUUUAAACGCAGUAAAUAUUAAAAGUGUUAUUUCAGUUUGAAGUUGAUGGGAAAGUCAUUGCCCCACCCCUCCCAUCGGCAUCAAAUGAAACUCUGGCGUUCAUUCCGGCUCAUGCUUGUGCUCCCUGAUUGAGUUGAGGUUUAAAAGAAACACAUGACCUGUCAGACUGCUUUAGCGUACAGUAAGUACACAAUCAUGCGCUAGGUGCUGGCUGUGACUUCUGCGGGAGGCAUGAUUCAUACAAACAGUCUUAUGUAAUAAACGGUUAUAGAAUCAAGUUUAACCUUAUUACAGCAAUUUAAGGAGCUUACAGGAGGGGGACCAGGAGGCUUUAGGGGCCUUUUUUUACUUCCUGUAACAGUGUGUGACAUGGGAUAUUUGCUAAUAAGUAACCAUACACAGUAACACACAUGCUUCCAAUGAGCCUUUCUUUUAGUUUUUUUUAUGAUGUUUUUCUCUCUUUAUCGCAAGAAUCUAUCUGCAUCUUCUUGUAGGAUUCCCUGCCAUCUGUACUGCCAGUCUACGAAUAAACCGAAACUAUCACUUGACAGGAAAGGUGUUGAUUGGUGUCACAGCUGAGAAUUAAUUUUGACGCAGAAAUGCUUUAAGAGAGAAGAAAAUAUAAAUGAAAUAAUGGUCCAAAAAGCAGCUCACUGUUUCCAACCAAAUAAACAGGUGUAAUAAAUUAAUGUGUAGAAAUAUGUGUGUAACAGUAUUAAAAAAUCAAUCUGUUCACUUCAAAUCUGUGAUUUGAGGUGUUGCUUUGGUUCAUUCUCAGUAAACUCAACACGUUAAACUGAUUUUCCUUUAUCAGAAAAUUGUAGAUCAUGUCUGAAGCAAACACUGACAGAUUAGGCUGCUCAAAUUUAUUUAUUUUUCUUAUAACCUUUUAAAUGAAAAGAUAAUAUAAUAGGAACAAUCAGGAUCUGGAGUUAGACCCUAAUUAGAACCAAAUGCAGGCAGCAUCUCUGUUUUGCGAGUGAACUUCAGAGACCACAUAGCAGUUUAAAUAUUCAUGUUAUGAACCCGUUGAUGCCACUGUACUGAAACCAGUGUUUCAAGUGAUGAACCUGCAUGAUGCCACUGUACUGAAACCAGUGUUUUAAGUGAAGCACUCCCGUUUUCUUUUAUACUUUUAGUUCUCUGGUACCCCUCAGUUCUGUACCAAAUGUAUCUAUAAAUCUGUGACAAGACUAGUCGAAUAGAGGAAAUCUUUAAAAGAUACAAUACUGGAACAACACCCAUAAAUCAGUUAACCAGACUGUUUUUACAAUAUGGAUACUUUGUGUGCUGUCAAUACACAAGAGAUCUUUUCCUCUUUCUUAAUAUUUGUCUGUUUUUCUGUCUAGAACCUGCGGAGGAUGGAGGGCGAGACUCAAGAGGAACCAGCAAAAGACCUGGAUGAGCUUCAAAAUGCAGACUGGGUAAGAACUUUACUGAAGUGAUUAUAAUCUGUUUGCAUUUUUACUUAUUUUAAUUGCAAAAGUCAUCAUGUUUCAUGUCUCUUUAUUGGGUCCAUAUUAGGCGCGGUUCUGGGUGCAGGUGAUGCGAGAUUUGAGGGAUGGCGUGAAGCUUAAGAAGGUUCAGGAGCGCCAGUACAACCCGCUGCCCACCGAGUACCAGCUCACGCCGUAUGAGAUGCUGAUGGACGACAUACGCUCCAAACGCUACAAGCUGCGGAAAGUCAUGGUGGGAAUUUCACUGCGCAAGCUAAAAAAUCACAACAAGAACCUUUUUUUUGUUUCCUACACUUCUGCAGGCAUAACUUUAUUGCUUUCUGAACAUCAGUCUCAGAUAUCUGUUUACUGUAGCCUGGACUGUGAUUUAAGAUGAGCUUUGUCCCGUGAUUGUAGGUGAAUGGAGACAUCCCGCCGAGGUUAAAGAAGAGCGCUCAUGAGAUCAUUCUGGAGUUCAUCAGGUCACGACCACCCCUGAACCCUGUGAGUAUCACACAGUGAGACGUCAGAAGAUGUUGCAUAAUUCACUUAUUUUUUAAAGUUAUAGAAGAAAAACAACAGAUUUAGUUCUGAUUAUUAUCCAUAUCUAAAAUGGAAUUGAACUUCUGAUGACAGUUACCAUCUAUGUGCAGUAAUGUUUUACAGCCGUUACAGUAGUACAAUGGUGUUCACAGUAAAUGCCAAAUAUCUGGGUGUGAAUGAUGGGACACAUUAAGUCGCGUACACGUGACUUGAUGUGAGUUUGUGGCGUUGUCAACAACACAAACAUGUGAUUAAGAACAGAAUAGUUUGAUGAUCUCAUGCAGAACAAAAUAGGCAAUCCUGCUCGGGGAGAUUUGAUAGGGGAGUCUCACGAUGGGUUUCUACGGUGAUUGCAGUCAAGAGCUCACUUGUUUGGUCCUUUUGACAGGUUUCUGCCCGCAAACUGAAACCACAACGGCCGCGUCCUCCCAGCCUCCACGAGCGACUCCUGGAAGGCAUCAAAGCCGAGAGGAAACUGAGGCCUGUCUCACCGGACAUGAUCCGACGACAUCGCCUAGGUCAGCAGCUCACAGUUACACACGUUACCAAUGUUUAUACACACAUAUCAUCAUUCAUCUUAACUGUCUAACAACAUCUGAAGAAAUCCUGUUUGUUUCCGAUCAUUUAAAGCAUGGCUGUUUACUGACCGCAUGAGCCAAACGUGUCCACUCAGGACAAAAACCAUUAACCAUGAGUCUGACAUCUUAACUACAUCUGUCAUGAUUACUCAAACAGCCCUGGUCCUGCAUCGAUCCAUGCACUCCAUCAAGUGUCGUAGUGUUUGAACAAGGAUUGCUAACACUGUCGCUGUUCGAUAGAUCCGCUGAACUUACUGUUGCAGUGUCAGGAAAUUGUUUAAGAAGAUCUUCAGUGAGAUUUUUUACUGUAACUACCUUUGGUAUUUACUCAUAUUUUAUGAUUUUAUUUAGGUUAGUAUUUUCUUUUACUUAAAGCUCCUGUGAGGAGUUUUUUGGUUAUAAAAUAAGAAUAAGAAUUACUUUAUUGUCAUCUUGUCUCUAGACUGAAAUAGAAUCAGAAUCAGAAGGGGUUUUAUUGCCAUUGUUGAUGAACAGGAUUCACAAACUAGGAAUUCGUUUUGGCAUGAUGGUGCAACAAUAAACACAGAGAAAUAUAAAAUACUAGAAUAAAAACUAAUAAGAGCAUGCAAGAAAUAUAUAAAGUAUAAAAGUAUAAAAAUAUAAAAGUAUAAAUAUAAAUAGAUGCUAUGGCCUACAAUAGCAAAUUAGACAAUCUCUAUGAGGACUGAUUAUUUUAGUGUAGUUAUUUUUUAAAUCUGAAUGUGCUGCUGAGGGGUAGAUACCAGACAAAGUGGUUCACAGCACAGAAAUCAGUGCAUGAGGGUAGGUAUCAGUGAAGAUGCUGUGUAAAGAAUUCAGAAAUUCAUACAUUUGACUGUAAAAAGGUCAAAAGAUGCUACUUCAGCCUGUGAAGGACAAGACAAGCAAGGGCGGCUUUGUCCUCAAAAUUCAUAUUUAGCUAAAGUUCCUUAUAGGAGCUUAAAUUUUUGUCCAUUCAGUCAGCAUGUAUCAGGAGUUUUUCUCAAAAGCUUAACCUUUUUGAAUUUGGUAUUUAUUUUCACAAACAGACUGCAUACAUGCGGUAUAUAAUCCUUCAGGUAUGCUGUUGUUAUAUCCAGUUUAACCUUUAAAUCAGAUUAAACAGAAAUGAUUGUGUCAGUCUAUUUACCAUAUGGUGCUUCUGUGCGGUGCGCUCAAGAAAUCCUUUGUGAAGCGAUUUAUGAGGCUAACGUGAGGCAGGUGUUACAUAAGCGUACUUGUCAGGGACUGCGGUGUCCACUGAAACUGUUCCAAGACUUUUAUUUUAUGAAUAUACAAUUUACUUUUAAUGAACUUUGAUGAUUCAUUUAAUUUGCAAUCCAUUUUAACUCCCAUGGAUUUCUUUUCUCCUUCUCCGUUUCUUUUUUUUCCCCCCUAAACAUGGGCGAUUCUGUCAGUCAUGCGACCUCUUAGCAUGUCUUACAGUUUUGACUCAUCAGGUAAAGUUGCACGUCACCCUUUUUGUGUUCCUUUCGUUGUUCCUUGUGUUUCAUUCCAGGCUAUUUUAGGUCGAGCUUGUUGUUCGAGCACAAACACAUGGACACACCCUGUGUUUUUUUUUUUUUCUUUAUUUCAUACUUGUGUUGUACAAAGUGUGUAUGACACUCCUUUCACUCGCUGGUUGUUGUUUACACACACUUAACUGCAGCUGAGGAAAAGAUGGGUUGACACAGUGCAAACUAAUCUCUGUGGGUCUUAAGUUCUUUAAGGAUUUUGCUGGAAGACGACGAAGUAAAAAAAAAGUACAACUCACAACAAGUCCUCUACAUUUAAUGAAUGAGUUGGAUGAAUUAUAAAUAGUAGUUUCUUUAGGUAUACUUUAGGGAUGGCCAUCAAGUCAAAGUGAGAGGGCUGAGAUUACAGAUCAGUGGCUUGUCCCUGCAGCCAGUUGGCCUCGCUUGUCACCCUAAUCCGCUCUCACUGUGGAAUAUGAAAAGUUACAUAACACCAGUGUCAGCAGCACUACCUCAGAGGAAGAGUUGAAUGGCAGAUGUCAGCCUGAAUGCUGCAUUUUCACAGAAUGAACCGGGAUAAUCCAGACGGAUGUACGGGACUAACAUUUGCACUGUGGCUGCACUCACUGUUUUACUCCGCAUCCCUGCCACUUCCUGUCACUUCCCUUUCAUGUUGUGCUUUCCAGCUUCACAUGUCUUAAUAAACGCCACUUCUACGCAGCAUCCUCACAGAUCACAUCUGGUCACACAGAUGUUUGUCGCUCUCAUGUCCCCCUCCCCGUGGUACCAGUCUGGUGUAAAGGAUGGAAAUGUUCGUUUUUUUUGCGGUUUUUCUGAAGGUUUUAUUCCUUUAAAUCCUUCACAGGUGCAGGGAAAAGCAUCAGCACUCCUCAGGACUUGUUUCGCAGCACAGGUAAAACUCUCGAAAAGUGACAUCUCACGGUUAUUAAGCCAGCCUUUUUUCUUUUUUCUUUUGCUUUCUGGAACAAAACUCUUUUAAGAAGAGGCAAUCUGUUACAUAAGCGUAUGUUUGAGGCCUAUCUUGGUCACCAUGUGGUUUGCGUACGCACACUCUCCACACCACGCAUAACAAAACAAAGACACCCAUAGUUUACACCAAGGAUGUGAUGGCCAGCUGUUAAGAAAGAUAAGGAGAGAAGUCAUGGGAAUUCAGGAUUUACUUGUAAUACAUGACUAACCAAAAUGAUAUCCGCCCUCCCACAGACACCCCGGACGCACCAAGGAAGUUGGCCGUUAGCACCCAGUCUUUGGCCAGCGGCACCACAGGACCCAACCAAGCCGGAGUCCAGCCGCUGAGUCAGAGGAAGAGGCUGCUCCGAGCUCCCACACUGGCAGAGUUGGACAGCUCUGAGUCUGACGUAAGAUGCCGCUCUUUGAAUCAUGAUAGAUUUAUGAGCUGAAGUUAUCUUUAUGUGAAAUCUUGCGGCAAGAUUUAUUGAUGUUUUUACAACAAUAACCUCAAACUCUGUUUAUUUUAUAGUUUUUUAUUAUAACCAAAGGCAUCAUUAAUUUACAUUCUCCAUUAGCUAGAAAAUACAGACUAAUAUUUACAGACAUAUAACUCACAGCUGCAGCAUUCGAGUCAUUUUAAAGUCCUGCAAUUUUUCAACCAAUUUCAUGCUCUUAUGAGACUUGAUGUGUUUUGAUUUGAUAGGAUGAACCCACACGGAGCAGCUCCAGUAUGUCCACGUCUUUACUAGAUGACACAUCACCUGAAUCUGUCAUUGGAAAGAAAGGUAAGAGCUCAUCUCAAACGUAUUCUGCAGCUCAUAUUUAAUCUAAUUUUUUCUUCAGUUUCAUUUCAUAUUAGUAUUUACAUGUCAUGUCUAUAAUUUCUCGUCCGUUGUCUCCAGCUCCUCCAAAGUUCCUCCCCAUCUCUGCCACCCCACAGCCAGACAAGCGUCAGUCUCCUCAGAGGAGACACUCCAUUGAGAAGGAGACCCCCACCAGUGUCCGCCCCUUUGUGCCUCCAUCCAGACAGAGCUCCAAGUCUUUGGUAUGCACAUCGUCCAGGAAAUUUCUAUUAGCUUAUUCAGUAGACAUCCCUGCUGUUUUUGUAUCCAGCUUCUUUUUGCAACCCCAUAGUAACUCCUCUUAAAUAUUGUUGCUCUCAUCUGAUCAGUUGAAUGUGAAUCACCCUGCAGCGCAAACGUGAAUUGUAGCUUUAGCGAAAUAGCAAAUCACACACGUGGCCGUCCACAAUUUUAAUGAACUCUGACUAAAUCUGUCGACAGCUGUGGAAAAACAAUCAUUUAUUUGUUACAUUUUCCGGUCCUGUGACUGGACAUUUGUUUUCCAUGAGGUCAUUAGUUCGGUGAGCAGCUCUGUGCCGGUCGUAUGAUUCCAGUGAGAUAGACGCAGCUAAUUGAAACCACAGGACAGGCUGCUGUGUGAAGGGGAUUUAGAGGUUCAUUCUCACCACUCACUGGUCUGAUAGUAGACCUCUGAGGCUAGACUAGGACCUCUACUUUCAGCCACCCUAAGUUCAUCAAACAAGACGAAAUCCUCUUUCUCAGUUAUUUAGUUUAUUUCAGUGUUUCUUCUUCUUCGUCUGUUAUUCCUAAUGUUGUUGAUAAGAGCACAUGUUCGAACACGCCUCGACCUCCACAUAGAUGGUUAGUGUUUAAAUUUCCAGGAGGUUUAAAACAGUAAGAUCUUUGUUGCAGAUCCUCUGCAGCGCUCAUAUUCACAUUACUGUCUCAUUAAAAUUCUUACUGUGGUCAGCUGUUUGAUACUCAAGACUUAAUUUAUUUUCUAUUUUAUGUAAUGCUGCAGAUGAGGGCGGAUCCCAGGCCUGAGGUAACCUUUCUUUAACUGCAACAGUCCCAUUUAUUUAGCAUUUUGUACCUAUUGAACAGAGGUAGAGAAAUGUGGUGCUGGGUUGGGAAGAGAGAGACAGGAGUAGGACUUUCUGCAGGGGUGUGUAAAAUGCAGGUCUGCAGCAUCAGUGGGCCGCAGCUUUGAUCGUUGGUGUCUGUAAUAGAGCAGAAAAAAUGCAAUCAUGAGAUGAGACGACUGCCGUCUCUCCUCAGUGAACUACCCUCCUUUUGAGACGGAGGCCGUCAGAUGAUUUUUCUGUCAUGGGAUUUCCUGUUAUGAAGUUCUGCUGUGAUAGAAUUAAAGUUCAUUUCACAUGUGAAAUAUAUAAAAAAAAAGACUGGAGUAAAUACUAAGAAAAGUUGAAGAAUUUUUCCACAGCUUUUGAACUUCUCAGAAUCUCCUCUGUCAGAUGAAUAAAGUUAUAUUAAAGUAUUACUAAUAUAAGGGGCUGCCUCAGUUUGAAUGUCCUGUUCCCUCUGUUUGCUGGUCAGGUGGGAGCUGCCAGCGGUGCUCAGGGCUCGGUAUGUCACUGUCACUGCAUGUCAUCAAACCAAAUAAUCUCAGGCACAAAGUUGUGUGUGGGGAAGCUAUCCUAAAUAUCAUGUAUGAUAUGAACAGGACCUCGUCUCAGAGGUUUUUGUGCAGCGUAAGAUGGCUCAAGAGGGUUAAAAAAAGAAAACAAAGCUGAAGAACGAUCCGUAAACAUUUACAGCUGAUCCCCUUAAUGUCUUAUCUAAGCUAACUCAAGGUAAAUGAUCGGUCAGGAAGUUUACUGAGUACAUUUCCGAGCUUGUUAACAAAUCUUCUGGCCAUCAAAGCUUCUGCUUGCUAAUUGGUUAUGAGAAACUAAAGUUACAGUAAAUAAAAAACAGUCCUAGUAUAAGUUACAGGCAGGACAGAAACUUGUCCACAGUGAGCGAUCUGACCUCCAAAUUUAGAAAUACAGUCACCUCUUGAAGCUGUUUUUGUUAGUUUGUAAUUCAGACCUGUGGUCAAGAAUAAACUCAAUCCAAUAAUUGAAUAAAGUCGAACGCUUCAGACCCCUAUCGUGAUGGGUGUGUCACGUGACUGGCAUGUUCUGUGUUUCUGUUCACUAUCAUACAGUGGGGGCAGCUUAGAGGACUGGUGUUGUCAUCUUUAUCAUCUCACUGCAUGCUGGAUUAUUUGCCUAAGCGGUGUGCAAUAGAUGUUCUUGGUUUUGGCUGUAUUAUGUGGAACGUGGGUUUGUCCUCAUGCACAUGGUGUACAUCUCAUUAGCACCUGGAAUGUCACUUGAAGUUGUUGUGUUCUUCUAGACUAACCAUUUCCUAAACCUGCAUAUUUAAAGCUAAUUUGAUUUCUAAUAUAACUUGUAUUUUUCUUUUUUCCACCAGGAGGAGUUUUGUUAUCCGGUGGAGUGUCUCGCUCUGACCGUGGAGGAGGUCAUGCACAUCAGGCAGGUUCUGGUCAAGGCAGAGCUGGAGAAGUUCCAGCAGUACAAAGAUAUCUACACAGCCCUGAAGAAAGGAAAGGUAAACACCACCUGUGGAGUUUUUCCUCCUCAGAGUGAUCUCUGUUUUUGUGCUCUAAAUCAACACAGUCUUGGUACCUUUUUCAUCUCACUCCAUUCUUCGCCCUCUAGCUUUGCUUUUCAUGUCGGACCAAGAAGUUCUCCUUCUUCACCUGGAGCUACACCUGCCAGUUCUGCAAAAGGUAAACGAACAAUAAAGCCUCAAAGAGGACUGCUUUCCAGUUUCCCCUAGGAUAGAUAGAAGUAUUCUGAUUCUGAUUUAGACUUGUAAACAGUGUAAGACUUUUUGUUGUUCCCCAAGUGAUUUUACUUGACUAAGUGUAAUUUGAGCCAGUAAGCUACAAGCAUAAGAAUGAAAAAACCUCUUUUGCCUCUCCUCAGUUCUUUUCCUGAACAGUUAUGUAAUGAACUAGCAGCUGACAGGAUAAACUGUCUGAAGGCAAAUUGCAGAGUGUAUUAAAGGUGGGGCAGGCAGGAUCUGAGGACGUUCCUGUUUUUUGGAGAAAUCUUGAAUGUAAACUCUACCCCUCCCAACCAGUUUUCCCCUCAGCUCCUCCUCUCCCCUCCCUCUCUGCUCAAGCAAGCCCCGCCCACAAACAGACGCUUCUGCUCGCUCGUAUCAUUUCAAUUAAAUUCAGAUAUAGUGCAGAUAAAUCCUUCAGAUAAUUACAAAUGCGGCCCAGUCAACGUGAAAGUAAAAAGCGUUGGUGCUACUGUAGAUGCCAACAGACUACCAGCAAACACAGUGUCACUUUAUCCUACUUCUACAACUAGGAUAAAGUGACAUACUCCAGGACCCGAGGUCAACAGUUUAGCGCCACAGUCAGAAAGAGCGGGCCGCUCCAAAAAUUUAAAAUGUUGACUACACAGACACAACAAAACAGCGAUAGUGUUAUAUUACCAAAUGUCAUCAAUAACUUCUAGCUAUUGACAGAUAUUAAAAGGUUAUUUGUAUAUACACCACAAAAAAAGAUGCUUCUUUAACGGAUUCCUGCCUAUCAACCUUUUGAGUUUUUUUUAUUACAUGGAAUUAAAGUUUGAUGAUGAUGGUUCGUCUCUGCAGUUACUUAUCAUGAAGGGAUUACAGCUGUUAAAGGGGUUCAGUGAUGAGUCUGUGAAGUACUGGUAACAUCUGUUCAGCAGUGUUUGAUUCAUAUUUCUUCUCCUCUCCAGGCCUGUGUGCUCUCAGUGCUCUAAAAAGGUAAGAUGUAGUUUUUGUUUAACAAACCCUAAAGCUCUCACUCCUGUUGAAUGCUCCAUUUGUUGUGAGAACAAUCUGUCUUUACCAGUUUUCUGUUGUUUAUUCGUAGAUGCGUCUACCGUCAAAGCCCUACUCCACCCUGCCUAUCUAUUCUUUGGGUCCAAGCUCUGUAGCUAAAGAAGAGGCGAGUGGAGCGUCUGCCCCUGCUGAUCCAGAAAAGAACCCGUUUGGAUCUGGAGAGAACAGACACAGUCUGCGCAAGAGCGUUUACAAGUAUGUUGCUGCUCGUGUUUUAUUUUAUAAAUGAAGCAAAGAUGUUAACGUUUAUAUUUUUUAUCAAUUCUCAAUCAUUUCUUUUUGUGAUCUAAGGUUUUCUAAGCACAGCAGCAAAGAUGCCCGCUCACAGGAUGAGCCCGAGCUGCCCAAGGAGCUGACAGAGGACUGGGUCACCAUGGAGAUCUGCGUUGACUGCAAAAAGUUCAUCACAGAGAUCAUCUCCUCCAGCAAGCGCAGCCUGUGCGUCGCCACCAAGAGGGCCCGUCUCAACCGGAACCGUAAAACCCAAUCUUUCUACAUGUCCUCGUCCAACUCGGUGAACUUCAGGCCGACAGAACGCACCAUCAGUGAAGUGUAGAAACUUACACCUCCUUGUGCACUCUUGUUCAUGCCUAGAGCUAAGUCGUCCAAUAAAACAAAGCCCCCGUCUAGGUGUAGAUUUUACAUGGAUUGGUUCUUAAGCCAGUCCACCCUGCCCCAAAGCUAGUAAAGGAUCUCGUACCUUACCCUGUCUCAGGAAAAGUCGGCACGCUAUGAUUGGUCAUGACUGGUCAGGGCAGUAGCUGACAAACUACUAAGGAGAGCCAUGUUUGUUCAAGUCUGACAGGACGCGCUGGGUCACAUGGAUAAUUCAAGUCUAGGAUGUUGUAUUUGGUCAAAACUCAUAUGGUGGCCAUUUUCUUUUGACCUCACUGGGUGGGAGCCUCAAUGCUGAUAUGUUUUACUGCUAUUUUAAGGAUAUGAACUGUAUAGAUUUCAGAUUUUUAAAAAAUAUUAUCAGUUUUUUUGCUUCUAAAUUGACAAGACACUUCAAUCUGGAGGGACACUUGCUCAUAUCUCAGGAUAAAAGAAUGUAUACGAUAACUUAGGGACGCCUGCAAGACAGCUAGUGCUAGCAUUUAAGCACAUGUAGAUUUGCCAACAUGAUAUCAGCUUGCGUGUAUGUUAACUAGUUAUACUGUAUAUCCCAAGCUAACAUACAAGUACAUGGGCAAACUUGCUAAAGACUUGUCCUGUUGGACUUGCUUGAAUGCUAGGAUUAGCUGAUGUUUAAGGUAAGCAAUGAGUGCUAGCCCUAACUAAUAUCAUCGAUUACUUGUUAAUAUAGUCGGUUUUUCCUUUUCCAUUUGCUGCUGUUACUCUUCAGUUCAGUUCCUCAUUUAUCAAAAAGCGAUUAAAUGAUCCGAAUUGAAAAACAAGUGCCCUGCUUUGAUAUGACUCUAAAACUGGAAUACAGUUAUGAGCUACUAUGACAGCAUUUGAGCCUCCUGAGAAAAUGGCCCUCGAGUAAAUAGAUGUAAUGUUGGAAAAGUGCGUAUGUUUGACAGAAGGGUUAGAUCAGAUGGAGUAAAAAGCUGAAAGCUGCAGUGAUAAGCGUGUAAAUAGUUCAAAAACCCAGCCCUAAUCCAGUUUUCCAGCUCCUGUUAACUUCUAGCACUCAGGAUAAAUGACAGAUUGUCUAUGGACAGAAAAUGCACUGUAGAUCCUGCUGUCAGGUCUGUUGGGGUAGAUCUCUACCACUCCCUGGCCCCGGUCGUCUUCUUCCAGUAACAAUUAUGCCAAAUUUUACAUCAUUCGUUUUUCUAGUAAGUUAAAUACAUGCACACUGUUCUCUCAUCAUGCUGUAGGGACGGAGUGAGAUUAUUUUUGUGGGUGGGUAUUUAGUUUUUAAUGUACAUGCGAUUCUGUGCCUGGUGCCAAAAUGUAAUUCUUUCUUUGAAUGCCUUUUGUAGUUGCGGACCUACUGUACAUAUGUGUCAUAAACUCAAUGGGGGACGUUUUUGAGGUAAUCCAAGGUUUGGGUGUCUUGUCCUCUCAUGUUCGAAGGCGAGCAGUAGAAGCACAGAAAUGUAGGGUUACCAGUGUGUACAUGCUGUAUAUCUUAACUGUUCCAAAUUUAAUAUAAGAAGAACUGAACUAUGUAUGAUUAUGAUUUAACCUUGUUCAAAGAUUUCUGCCUCUGGAGUUUCUUCAUCUGAAACAUUCAUUAUAAUGUUAUUAUGUUUGUGUCAUCAAAAAAGAGUUUAUUUCUAUUGUAUAGUUUAUAAAUUCCUCAGUGUUAAAAUACUCCCCUUAAAAAUAGCACUUUUAUUUGAACAAUUUGUUUAUGUUGGGUUUAUUGUCUUAAUUAUUAACAAUAAUGAUUAAAUUCUGUUUUUCAUCUCUUGGGGGUCCAUUGUGCCAUUUCCCAGGGUUGGUCAUGAAUGACAGUUUGUGUGAAUGGUUGUUUGUAAGAGAGAAAUUACGGUUGAAACAAAGCACUCUGUUAAAUUGAAUGUAGGCAUGUGAAGGGAUAACUGUCAUUGAAUAUGUUGUUUAGUGACAGUUGUAUCCAAAUGAACAAGAUAGAGAAGGUUAAACACGAUGCCAUAUUCUAGAAAAAACAUCCAUGUGUUUUAUUUCAGACCUCUGUAUGGAAUGUAUGCAUGCUGUACUGUGGUCUGUUUUUAUCAAGGAAAUUCUAAUAAAAUCCUCAUGAUUCUCACUAACGACCCCUCAUUCUUUCACUGAAGCUGCUUUUCAGUGAGUGCACAGCAUUCUCAAACACAAACAGCAGAGGGCGGUAGAAGUCAGUGAAGGGAAAUCUCCCUGAGGUACUUGACACCGCUCAGUGGUCUUCGUGACAUCAGGUGGUCGGAGGUGUGAACUGCAGUCGUGAAACUGUCUUAUUCAGGACGAGUCGAAUUGUAUGAGAUUAAAUGACAUACAAAAGGGUUAAUUCUUACAGUCAUUUUCAUUUGAGAAAAUCUGAAGUUAUAAAUUCAAUCACCUAAUUUUAAAAAACCUUACAGGGUUCCUACACUGUUGGAAUUUCCAUACCCUACUUUUUAGAAUAACUUUUGGAAAUACCUACUUUUUCAUUUUAGAAAACAGUAUUUUAGAAGUGUGGUAAUAGUCUGAAAAUAUAAAUAUUUUUCCAUACUUUAUUUUUCAUUUUUUCAUACUUUUUAAGACCUGGAAAUUGAUCAAAUUUAUUUCCAUACUUGUGUAGGAACCCUACUUAAAAAAUCAUCAUUAAAAUCUUUACUUCAUUGCAGCGUUGUUUUAUCUAACUUUGAAGAAUUAAGUGAAACUGUCAUGAGUACUAACGCACAUAUACAUGCAUUUUUUUAAAAUCUAAAUCAUUGUCUAGAUAAAAAAAAAUCCUUUUGAAAAACACUUGUCAUCAUUGAUGUCAUCAUCAAAAUUAUUUUAGUUUUUUUUUAGGUUUUAGUAAUUUGCAAAUCAAUCAAAUCAAAUUCUCUUAUUAUUACACAGCAUCUUGACAUUUUUUAAUUAGGACUGUAAAUAUUCUAGACAAAGACAAUGAUUGAUUUUCAUUAUAUUUAGGAUCACAGUUUUUCACUGUAAGGCUAUACACAGUGCCUAAGAUCACACAGAUUGUUACAUUCAUGCUAGAAAAGAGCUAUAUCACUGACCAUCACUUUUUUCCCCCAAAUAAUAGUAAAUUAUAACAUUAGUGGCGGCAUUCAUGCUCUUCAUAUAAAUGUUUUCGCCCACCUAGCACAAUUGCAGUGAAUUAAUAUACUCAUAGAGUGGACUGUGAAUGAAAUGCUAUCCCUGGAUGGGUUAGUAACAGACACUGAAAAUAACCUGCCGGGCCCUAGACUCCCUGAAGGGUGACCCUCACACGCUGGUUUCUAUGGAAAGACAGCCAGCAAACACAAAGUCAAUAAACAGUCUCAACAGGCUGAGUAUUUAGCAGCAGCUCAAUAAAAGGAUUCACUGGCUGUUCUGAAAUGCUGGUCUGACUAAACGAAUGGAGCAGAUGACAUCUGACUCAGCUGAUGGCAAAUUGCUCUGACUGCUCCUUGUCUUGGGUGAAAAGCAUAUAGAGUCUGGACAUUCAGUUGUAUAUUCUGUGUGAACAGACAGACACACACACACCAGGGAUUACCAAGAAGCAAGUAAUCUCUAUAAACAGAUUGUACAGUGAAGAUAUGGUGUUGAAAGCAUUUUAGCUUUUCAUUCACAGUCUAAGUGGUUUUAUCCAGUACAAAAUUAUGUCAUUUAUUCAAUUAAACUCCAACUCAAAUGUGCACAGUCAUAGGAAGCCAUUUUCCUUUAUCAUCAUACUCACAGUGGAAAGCUCAAAUGCUAUAAAUGAGUCUGCAGUCAGGAUAAAUCUAAACUAAAGGAAUAAUUGAUGAAUCCCUGCACACCCUGAGGCAUAUCUGAUCCCACAUCUAUUUCCGUAAGCAAACCAGCGGUCUGCUCACCACAUAAACAGUUAGCCUUUCAGGGGACUGAGUAACACAAUAUUUAUCCUACAUAUGAGGCUCCUUUAGCCAGAUGAUCUUCCAAGAAUGUGGCCCAAUAAGGUGGAGGGUGACACAUGUGAGUCAUACAGGAGCUAAGGCACACUUGGAUAAACUGUUUUCAUUGUCUGUCACACGUUUCUGUAUCAACAAUGUUACUUUAAAAUAGAGACACAUUUAAAUCUACAUCACAUUCAAACAAUGGCAGUGCAGGCUCAAAUAAGACUGUGGUCAUGUAAUAAUAGUAACAGUCAGAGAAGUACAUAAAUCCAAAUUUUGUUUUAUAAACCAAACAGGAAGAGAAAUAUUUAAAAUAAAGCAUAAGUGCAGUAGAAAACAAAGUAAAAAACAGAAAAAGAGGGGAACAGAGAGGGAGUUUUGUUGUGUAAUGAGUAAUAACAGACACUUCUCUUUCAGUGUCAUGCUAAAGGAAAGAAGCCGAAUACUCUUCAAAUGUUUUUCAGUUUUUUGGUGAUGAUCUACUCUGACCUAUCUCCAUUUGACUAUUUCCACAUUAAAGGCACCAUGAGGAGUUUUGAAGCGGUUAAGAAAACUCACCAGAAUUGAUACUGAUGCCUCUUUAUGUCCUUCAAAAGCAAACAUGACCGUCAGCAGGAUUGAUAGUAGGCUGAACAAGUUCCUUUUUUCUUCGCUUUUUACAGAGCAAAUACAAACAGUGGUUGAAAAACUUCACAGAUAUAAGACAACUGAAUUAGGUUGAAGUCUGAAAGCACUACUUUUCUAUGUACAGGACAACAGAUAAAAGAUGUUCUCUUGUCCAAAUGGGGUGCCGGUAAAAACAUGGACUAAAAAAUCCUCAAAGCACCUUUAACAAAUAGCUGUAAUGACAAAAUUUAUGUGCAAAUCUGGGUAGUUUUGACUACAUUUGUUUGGAAUGAAAACAAAAUAUUCUCAGUGACUGAUGCUAGCAUCCAACCAUUUAAAAAAAUGUUUUGGUUGCUAGGAUACAAAAUUGAAGGUAACAGUGUUCAGUAUGCCCUUUUUUUUACAUAUCAUGUCGACAACCAGCCAACUAUAACAUUGACUUUUAGAAAAUACCAGACCACCUGUGACGUUAUCAGGCUGGUGUUUGGUGGUUAAUGCCAUUUUCUGAUAUAUGAAUUUAUUAAACUUUGUUUUAGCAGUAAAUAAGGUAAACAUCCCUCUGGAUUUUUUUGUUUUUAUCUUAAAUAAUUUUAGUUUAUUAGAUACCCUAAAUAGGCCAAAGAACCUGGUAAUGCGGUUAUUUGAAAAAGAAACAGCAUCUAUGCAUCUAACCUUCAGCAUGACCUUGUGGGAAAAUAGAAGCUGAGCUCUUGUAGUUACUGGGUUGAUAAUAUGGUUGCCAUAGCACUUGAUACAAGAGCACAACAGUAAAUAUGCGCUCCACAAUGGUUCAGAAGGUUAUGGAGCCCAUCAGCAACAUAUUGAAUGCAUUGGAGACCAUAGAGGCUGUAAACCCUGAAAACCUUCCUGCUAUUUCCAGGCACUGUUGCCUUUAAUAGGUCAUUGCGUCCCCUUACUAUCACACACUUGUGCUUGAAGGCAGUGUUGUCACAUGUCCUCAGAUCAUCAUAGCUGCCUGCGAAGCCAUUUUCUUGAAGAACAUCUAAGCAAACCCCCACUGAACAACUCAAGAGAGCUUUUACAAAAGCAUAUCUUCUUUCUUUAGACCCUCAUACCACAGAGUUACAAUUAAUCAUUUCAAUUGACAAUUUUAUUUUGGAUCGACUGAUCAGAGAUUUGGUCAAAAAAAAAAUUAAGAAUAAAGCAUUUCCCAAAGCCCAA